Messenger RNA from Danio aesculapii, 1098 nucleotides. It is a transcript of the gene snrpa1, whose product is annotated as small nuclear ribonucleoprotein polypeptide A'. The transcript is spliced from 9 exons. NCBI's taxonomy places the organism in Eukaryota, Metazoa, Chordata, Actinopteri, Cypriniformes, Danionidae. Gene Ontology annotation, biological process: mRNA splicing, via spliceosome. Gene Ontology annotation, molecular function: protein binding; U2 snRNA binding. The coding region runs from base 142 to 972 and encodes 276 amino acids. Gene Ontology annotation, cellular component: U2 snRNP. The record is from RefSeq and is a predicted model, not a curated record.
UUGUCUCGAGAAGAACUAAACCGAUACUUCCGUUUGGCGGCAGCGUGUACGAAUAUUACACGUUCACAAUAAACUUUUGACCAAACACAGUUUUCUCCGGUUAGAUUAGUUUUUCGUGGCUUUUCGGUUUCUGCGGCGGACAUGGUUAAGCUGACGGCGGAGUUGAUCGAGCAGGCGGCGCAGUACACGAACCCUGUGCGCGACAGAGAGCUGGAUCUGCGCGGCUAUAAAAUCCCUGUGCUGGAGAAUCUGGGCGCCACUCUGGAUCAGUUUGACACCAUUGAUCUGUCAGAUAAUGAGGUCAGGAAACUGGAUGGGUUUCCACUGCUGAAGAGACUCAAAACGCUGCUGGUGAACAACAACAGAAUCUGCCGAAUUGGAGAGAACUUGGAGCAGGCUUUACCAGACCUGAAGGAGCUCAUUCUCACAAGCAACAACAUUCAAGAGCUGGGUGAUUUGGAUCCUCUUGCGACAGUGAAAUCUUUGAGUUUGCUCAGUCUCCUCAGGAAUCCAGUUACCAACAAGAAACAUUACAGAUUAUAUGUCAUCAAUAAAAUUCCCCAGAUCCGAGUUCUGGACUUCCAGAAGGUUAAACUGAAGGAACGUCAGGAGGCGGAAAAAAUGUUCAAAGGCAAACGCGGUGCUCAGCUUGCAAAGGAUAUUGCCAAGCAGUCCAAAACGUUCACUCCUGGAGCAGGACUGCAGACUGAGAAGAAAACGGGCCCGUCUGCUGCUGAGGUUGAAGCCAUCAAGAAUGCUAUAGCUAAUGCUACGUCACUGGCUGAAGUGGAGCGGCUGAAGGGACUCCUGCAGGCCGGACAGAUUCCAGGACGAGACCUCAGAUCUGGAGCAGGGAACAUGGUGGAGGAAGAAGAAGAGGAGAUGUCCGAGUCUGUGCCCAUGUUUGAGGACAUGCAGGGAGAAAACAAUGAUGAAGACAUGCAGGAAGAAAUGCAUGUGAAUGGAUCAUAGUUCUGUUCGUUUGUUGAUGUUUCAGAAUCAUUUAAUGCCGUUUAAAUGCUGUAUUUGACAGCACUUGUUUUCAUAGGUGUUGAUUUGUAAAUUUAAAGUACAUUAAACCUUUGCUUUUUUUAUUAA